CUGAUCGCGGCCCCUCCUAUCAGGCAGGACCCGAGGAAAAGAGCGUGGAGGCGGCCCUGCCCAUAUCGGCGGGACGAACGAGCCAUGUCAGAGUUCCAGAUUUCGGUGGAAGAGCUCAACGACCUGCUGGCCAACGGCAGUGGCUGUUACAGCCUCCCCAGCGCGCACAGCAACGAGGUGGCGCCCCGCAUCCACGUGGGCAACGCAUUCAUAGCCAAAAAUAUCAUGCGCUUACAACGCCUGGGUAUUACCCAUAUUCUCAACGCUGCAGAAGGCAAGUCUUUCAUGCAUGUGAAUACAAAUGCUGAAUUUUAUGAAGGAACGGGUAUCAUCUACCAUGGCAUCAAGGCCAAUGACACCCAGGAGUUCAACCUCAGCCGUUAUUUUGAAGAAGCUGCUGAUUUCAUUGAUAAGGCAUUAGCACAGAAAGAUGGUAGAGUGUAUGUCCACUGCCGCGAAGGCUACAGCCGCUCACCCACCCUCGUUAUUGCUUACCUCAUGCUUCGGCAGAACAUGGAUGUCAAAAGUGCUGUCAGCGCCGUCCGGCAGAAACGAGAGAUUGGCCCCAACGAUGGCUUCUUGAAGCAGCUGUGCCAGCUCAAUGAGAAGCUGGUGAUGGAGAGCAAGCUGAAGAAAGCAUAGCCAUUGCUUAGCCUGUGGCCUCUCUGCACUUCUUGCCAAACACUGUUAAUUGCUUUGGGUUGAGGGCAGUGGCUGCCAGGCUGCACAAGCGAGGCAGGAGAAAGCUCAAGCUGCUUUCGCAAAGAUUGGGUGGGGUGGUUUCGAGUAGUACCAGAAAACUACUGCAGGAUUGUGGCUCCCACGUUGUGGAACCCCACCUUGUCCAGCCAGGCACCAGCUCACAUAUCUUUAUUUUAUAUUUUGUUGAGUAUAGUUUAUGUGUGUG
This is a messenger RNA of Notechis scutatus (mainland tiger snake), 907 nucleotides long. RefSeq names its product dual specificity phosphatase 3 (gene DUSP3). Lineage: Eukaryota; Metazoa; Chordata; Lepidosauria; Squamata; Elapidae. Gene Ontology annotation, cellular component: cytosol; cytoplasm. The record is from RefSeq and is a predicted model, not a curated record. Gene Ontology annotation, molecular function: MAP kinase phosphatase activity; protein tyrosine/serine/threonine phosphatase activity. Gene Ontology annotation, biological process: negative regulation of ERK1 and ERK2 cascade; positive regulation of mitotic cell cycle; negative regulation of T cell receptor signaling pathway.